AUGUCUUGUUGUUCCUCUACAGAAUUGCAUCGUGAUGAGGAAGCAAGUAAACAACAUCAACCAGAAGGAAAGUUUAUUCACUUUUCUACAGUGGAAACAGUGCAGGGAAUUUGUUGGUUCUACAGAAGUAAUGGGUUUUGCAAGCACGAUGAUUGUCCCUACCAACACAUUAUCCCGUCCAAUGAUGAUUUAUAUAAGAAGAAGUCUACAACAACAUUAAAUAAUAUUAAUUCUAGUACCACCUCUACUACGCUUGUAUCUUCAUCAUCACCAUCCUUGGAAAGUUCUUCUAAUAACAACAAUACCACUUCUUUUUCUUCUCCUAUCAGCAACAACAACAAAACCUAUUGUUGGAUAUCAAUGGCAAAGGAAUUAAAGUUUGCAGCCUCCGUCCUAAGAAGAACCUUUGAAGAGAAUGGUUUUAAUCUCCUCAUCAACAAGGAAGAUUUUGCACAAUUCAACAAGAACAACAAGUCUAACCUGGAAGAUGAUAAUUAUAGAGGUUUACCUCUAUUCUGGGGACAUGUUUUUCCAAGGAAUAACAUUGUCAAAUGGUUCGAGUUACCAUCCCAUACUCUAAUUAAUCACUUUGUUAAUUCACAUGAAUUAUGUAAUAAGAGUUUGAUGGCAUUGAAUUUUCAGGAUUUAUCCGAGAAGAAAGUUAAAUCCAAAUCACAAUAUGUUCCCGUAUCAUUCUAUUUGCCAGAUCAAUUGAAUUUGUUUAUUAAUCAUUGUGAAAAUCAGGAGGAAACAGAGAAAUCUAUUUGGAUUGUUAAACCAGGUAGAUCUGGAGAAGGAAGAGGAAUUCAAAUAUAUCAAUCCUAUCAACAAGUUAUUGUUGGGGAAUUUCCACAAAUUCCAACAUGUGAGAUUGAGAGUGGAAUCAUUUCGGAAAAGAGUUUAAAACUUGGCAAACACAAGAUGGUUGUCUCUAAAUACAUUGACAAUCCACUAUUGAUUGAAAACAAAAAGUUUGACAUGAGAAUGUAUGUUCUCUUGAUUGGUGGAGGUUCUCAAGAAAGAUUUGGAUCCAACACUGAGGAAUUUCACACCUACUUUUACAGAGAUGCCAUUGUUCGAUUCGCAAGUGAGGAUUAUACGACAGAUUUAGAUACUUUGAAGAAUCCAUUCAUUCACAUUACCAAUAAUUCAGUCAAUGAUAAGAAAAACAAGAUUCAGAAUGAGACCAUCACACAAAAGUUUGGCUUCUUUUCGAACAUGUAUUUGCCUGAACUGAUACCAUGUCUGGAAAAGAUGGACAUUGAUUGGAAUCAAUUUGCAACCUCACUUGUUGGAAGUAAACUCAAUGCCUGA
Messenger RNA from Naegleria gruberi, 1314 nucleotides. Its product is annotated as tubulin tyrosine ligase. NCBI's taxonomy places the organism in Eukaryota, Heterolobosea, Eutetramitea, Acrasida, Naegleriidae. Gene Ontology annotation, biological process: protein polyglutamylation; microtubule cytoskeleton organization. Gene Ontology annotation, molecular function: tubulin binding; ATP binding; tubulin-glutamic acid ligase activity. Gene Ontology annotation, cellular component: cilium. The record is from RefSeq and is a predicted model, not a curated record. The transcript has 3 exons. The coding region runs from base 1 to 1314 and encodes 437 amino acids.